Messenger RNA from Filobasidium floriforme, 1497 nucleotides. RefSeq lists its product as uncharacterized. Gene Ontology annotation, molecular function: mRNA binding. The record is from RefSeq and is a predicted model, not a curated record. Gene Ontology annotation, cellular component: cytosol. NCBI's taxonomy places the organism in Eukaryota, Fungi, Basidiomycota, Tremellomycetes, Filobasidiales, Filobasidiaceae. The transcript is spliced from 6 exons. The coding region runs from base 430 to 1497 and encodes 355 amino acids.
AAUCUCUCCUCUUCUAACACUUUUUGACCGGGUUCAGCCUGGAGCAGACCUGCCAGCCUUCCACUCGAGAAGGAUUACCCUCUCCCGAUCGUGUAGUCCGCGUCCCCUCUUCGAUAAUUUCGUUGUACUCUGCGUCUCAGAGGUCAGGACGAUAACCUGUAAUUCCUGCAAUCGGUCAGAUCCAUUCUGCCUCGGUCGUGUGCGAGUUCGGUGCGGAUGCUUUUCUUCAUGAUCCUUGGAGCGUGACGCGAUGACACCCUCCCCUAGUCUCGCUGGAGGCGAUCGAAGUGUUGGUCUCAUUCCCGACGAUGAUGAAUCACGAUCAAUAAUAUGCCACCUCGAAAGGUUGAAUCACAGUAAACCGAUCCCCAAUUCGUACAGUGCUCUGAAUCGACAUACCCUAUACCCCAGUUACAUCCAUUGAUCACCAUGUCUGUACAAACCGCCACCACAACGCCUCAAACCACUACUCAGCCUCAAGGGGACGACAAGGUUGGUCGCAAGGUCUUCAUUGGUAACUUGGCUUAUACCGCGACCGAAGAACAAGUGAGAGAAUUUGUUAGCGGUGCCGGCGGGAAACUCGAGUCGUUGGAGCUUGCCACCCGAAGCAAUGGCCGUGCCGCUGGUUAUGCUUUCGCAGUAUGGAGCUCUGCUACCGAAGCAGAAGAAGCCGUGCAGAAACUGGACAAGAAGCUGCUUCAGGAAAGAGAGAUUUCCGUCGCAAUUGCCAAGGCCCGCUCCGAUAAGCCUCGAGGUCGCAAGGUCGAUGAAUCCAAGCAGGUACAGAAGGACGAGGAAGGUGUCGUGAUCGAGGCGUCUGGAAGCGGUGAGGCCGCCGAUGGUAACAAGAAGAAGAGGAACCAAAGGAAAAAGCGUUCCGCUCGACGUCUUCCUGCCGAUGACAACGAUGAUGUCGAGCAAGUUGACGGACAAGUUCAAGCAGAAGAAGACGCUCCGAAGAAGAGCAAAGCCAAAAGGAACCGAAAGCCCAAAUCUAAGGCCAACAAGGCAGAAGGCGAGGCACCCACCGAUGGUCCUGCAGAGUCUGCAAGGAUCGAUGACGAAAACAAUGCUCAGCAGCAGACGCAGAACCAGCAAACCGUGAACGUUGGCAACAAACGAACCCGACAACCUCGAGUUACCACUACGGGACAGCCCUCCGAUACCUUGGUCUUCGUGGCCAAUCUCCCUUUCUCGGUCGGUGAUGAGCAAUUGGCAGAGGUCUUCAAGAGCCUCAGUAUCGGCAUCAAGUCGGCCAAGGUUAUCACCAAACCCGGAUUCCGCAAGAAGGGCGGCGAUGAGGCCGCUACGGCUCCGGCUCCUCGGUCGAAGGGUUUCGGAUUCGUGGAAACCAACAACCAGGAUCAACAGAAACUCGCACUGGAGAAGCUUCAGGGAUACAAGAUUGACGACCGGGAGAUUGUCGUCAAGGUUGCCAACGAAAGGCAGGCAGUUGAAGAAAACGUCGAGGCCAAGGCCGAGGGAGACAGCAACUAG